AUGGCAACAUGUCUUGUUGCUUCAACUUCAAAGGUUGCAGGUGCUAUUGAAGUCAACCCCACUAGUGUGAUACCUAGUGGGGAAGAGAUAAAACUUCCGCACAAGUACCUGAGCACCAAUCUUCAAUAUUGCAGCGACCUCGGCAGAAUCGCAUUUUCCGAGGCACAGAACUCUAUGCACCGCCUACGAGGGUAUGCUGAGUAUAUGACCGAUACAGAUGGCUUGAUAUCCAACAUUCUCGAGAUGCUUGAGGAUGAAGACGCGGCCCGCUAUAACCUUCGAAUGGCUAUGGAGGAUCUCCAAGAAAAUGCGGAUCGUUGCAAAAAAGAAAUAAAUUCCAUCAAGGGAAAAUUCCAGAUGCUGCUGGACUUCAUCAUGGCUCUUCAAAAUACCGCGAUGGAGAAGCAAAAUGACACCCAAACUCGCCAAAAGCAGAACAACGACCACGUUCGCAGGAGAGACGAAGAGCGAAAAGCACAUAUCGCACACAUUGAGUCUUGUCGAGAAGAAGUGAAGAAGCUGCAAGAUGAAUUAUCGGCUGCACACGACGACUGGCGGAAAUCAAAGGAGGGGGUGGACUUACUUGCCCUAGUUUCUUCAUUGGAUGUUGUUGUGAGGUUAGAUGACGAAGUGAUCUUUAAAGAACCUGAGGUAGAAUAUGAGGCUCCACAAGAGAAAGUUGGCUAUGCCGUAGGUUUCAAGCACAGCGUGUUCGGGAAGUCUGCAUCAAGAAAAGCAAAUGAAGAACGUGAUCGUAUGGAGGCCAAAGAAGAUCACGAAAAACGACAGAAAAAUGAAAGGGCUCGGUAUGACGAAAAACUUGAGCAGUUGCUACAACAGCGGCAAUAUGAGCUAAACGUAGCCAAAGAGGAGGCUCAAGAGCGUUUGAAGACUGCUCAAACGACCCUCGAGAUGGUACAAACGAAUCUAGAGCGUGCAAAGACACAGCUCAGGGUUACGACAGAGCAACAUCUACAAGCAAAAUUAGAUCUAGAUGCUUCGCAGGCGGAUCUUGAAGCUCUCAAAAAUGAGAAGCUUGAGCUACAAGACAUUCUCGCCAUCAUAGAGUCCUCGAUCAAGUCUCUAAAACAAAUGAAACGGUACGUCGACGAUAUGUGUGGAUUCUUCCAAGAGGUUUCCACAGAAGUUCAAAACACGAUGGAUGGUCCAAUGCAAAAGUUUUUAUCUAAGAUCGAAAACGCUGCCGUCGCGUCAGGGAAUAGCAAGGGUUCUCACAAGAUUGAAAAUUUGAAUGUAGAUCAAGUUAACAAGGGGCAAUUAGUUCAAGCUGCUCUACGCCUUCAAGGUAAGUUGAGCAUUAUCGGCGAUGUAGCUGGAGUAUACGUCAGCAUUAGCAAGCUAUACAUAAAACCGGGGAUCAACAAGAUGGAGGGUUUAACUUACCUCAGCCAUUCGGAAUAUACCCUCCAGCUUGCUGAAUUUAAAGAGUAG
Molecule: messenger RNA, 1452 nt
Organism: Orbilia oligospora ATCC 24927
Lineage: Eukaryota; Fungi; Ascomycota; Orbiliomycetes; Orbiliales; Orbiliaceae
Exons: 6
Coding region: 1-1452 (483 amino acids)
Source: RefSeq, a predicted model, not a curated record